Drosophila grimshawi is the source of this 1821-nucleotide messenger RNA. It is a transcript of the gene Hr51, whose product is annotated as photoreceptor-specific nuclear receptor. The transcript is spliced from 9 exons. The record is from RefSeq and is a predicted model, not a curated record. The coding region runs from base 73 to 1818 and encodes 581 amino acids. NCBI's taxonomy places the organism in Eukaryota, Metazoa, Arthropoda, Insecta, Diptera, Drosophilidae. Gene Ontology annotation, molecular function: RNA polymerase II cis-regulatory region sequence-specific DNA binding; nuclear receptor activity; zinc ion binding. Gene Ontology annotation, biological process: cell differentiation; anatomical structure development; positive regulation of transcription by RNA polymerase II.
GUUUAAGGAGUUUCAAAAGUGUUUGUUCAGUUACGAGUUGUUAUAUUGAUUCAGUUAUCCAACUAGCUAGCUAUGAAUAAAGAAGAAAGUUUAUCGGACCCGCGUCCAGCAUCACAAGAGCUGCACAGUCCGUCGCGUCAUUGCUAUACACCUACGCCGUCAUCGCAUGGACAACAGUCGGCAAAUGCAACAGCAGCGAUCACUGCCCCACAGCCUACACUGACCACGUCGAGUCGCCUCUUGGGCUGGAAUCAUAGUGCAGCCGCCGCGGCAGCCGCUGCAGCGGCAGCUGUUGCGUCCAAUCAUCAGGCGGCCAUCGCGUCCAGCCAGUCGUCGGGUGAUCAGGCCGCGCUGACGCGUCUGAAGGGUCAGAAUCUGGGCCUCAUCUGCGUGGUGUGUGGCGACACCAGCUCCGGCAAACAUUACGGCAUACUCGCCUGCAACGGUUGCUCCGGCUUCUUCAAGCGCAGUGUGCGGCGCAAGCUCAUCUACCGCUGUCAGGCGGGCACCGGACGUUGCAUUGUGGACAAGGCGCAUCGGAAUCAAUGCCAGGCCUGCAGGCUCAAGAAGUGCCUUCUAAUGGGAAUGAACAAGGAUGCGGUGCAAAAUGAGCGACAGCCACGCAACACGGCCACUAUACGGCCGGAGACACUGCGGGAGAUGGAGCACGGACGGGCGUUGCGUGAGGCAGCCGUAGCCGUUGGUGUUUUUGGACCUCCUGUGUUACUAUCGCCGCCCUGCUACGGCACCGGCCUCUUGCCGCCGCCCUCGCUGGGCAGUUUGCCGACGGGACGUCUACUGCAUCACAACCACCUCAGCUCAUCCAUGCAACUGGCCACGAAUCACAUGGGUCAUGCGAGCAGCUUUCCCAUCUUCAGUGCGGCCGGGCUGCAUCAUUCGCCCAAGGAGAAGGUCGCUUAUGGCUCCGUUGGCAUGGAGCUCUCCAGCAGCGGCAAUAUCUCUCAUUCGACCAACUCGAGCAGCAAUCACAGCAUUGAUCCCAACUCACCGGCGCCGGAUGCAACCAAUGAUAAGAAUCAGGCCGGCGGCAGCGUCUCGUCCAUCAGCUCUUCCAGUCCCACGCCGGAGAAUGAUAAUGAUGAUGACUCUAUCGAUGUGACGAAUGAUGAGGAGCCGCAUGCGGGCAGCAGAUCUGAUUCCAGUUUCAUAAUGCCACAGUUCAUGUCGCCCAAUCUGUAUGCCCAUCAGCACGAGACCGUCUAUGAGACGAGUGCCCGAUUGCUCUUUAUGGCCGUCAAGUGGGCCAAGAAUUUGCCCAGUUUCGCUAGAUUGUCGUUCAGGGAUCAGGUCAUACUGCUGGAGGAGUCGUGGUCGGAGCUGUUCCUACUGAAUGCCAUCCAAUGGUGCAUACCCCUAGAACCCACUGGUUGUGCUCUCUUCUCCGUGGCCGAACACUGCAAUAAUCUAGAGAAUAACGCCAAUGGUGAUAAUUGUGUCACCAAGGAGGAACUGGCUGCUGAUGUGCGCACGCUGCACGAGAUCUUCUGCAAGUACAAGGCCGUCCUGGUGGAUCCGGCUGAAUUCGCUUGCCUCAAGGCAAUUGUGCUCUUCCGACCCGAAACCCGUGGCCUUAAGGAUCCGGCGCAAAUCGAAAACCUGCAGGAUCAGGCACAUGUGAUGCUGUCGCAGCACACGAAGACACAGUUCACCGCACAAAUAGCUCGGUUUGGGAGGCUGCUGUUGAUGUUGCCGCUGCUUCGGAUGAUAAACUCGCACAAGAUCGAGUCGAUCUUCUUUCAGCGCACCAUUGGGAAUACGCCCAUGGAGAAGGUGCUCUGCGACAUGUAUAAGAAUUAGCUA